GCAUUGAAAAUAGCCAUGGCUUAGGAUUGUAUUUAAUAACACGUCGGUUACGGCCAGUGUGGUUGAAGAACGCACCAUCAGCUUUGCUUUACUUGAGGGGGGAAUAAUUGUAGGGUAUAGCAUGAGAUCCCUCGAGAAACUACAAAAUCCGUUUGCCGCUCUACUCCUCCAACGUGACUCCUUUUGCUCCUCCUCCACCUCCCACAGGAGAGAGAGAGAGAGAGCUGAGCUGCCCACAUGGGAGAGCCAUCGAUUGUCCUCCCAAAGCAAGGACACGCCUGGCCUAACGGUUUUGCCAAGGCAGACGGAGUGAAACCCACCCCCCUCACCCUCCCCUCCUCCGCGAGCCCACAUGGUGCGUGUUGUCGCUUUCCCUGGGGACUUCUCUUUUUUUAAGGAAAGGGAGGGGCUGCAGGGAUGCCUGUUUUGGUAGGGACGCGCAUAGGGAACAUAGCAAAGGAGAGAAGUGGCAACGAUUGUUCUCCUGCCCCCAUCUCGGGUCUUGCUCCCACUCCUCCCCUCGGGAUUCCCUCCCCCUCGCUCCACUUAUAUCCACAUCCCCUUCUCUCCAUUCACGACCAUCGCCUUCUACUCCUACCACGAACAUCCGUCCAUCCGUCGUAUACUAGACCACUCUCCUUGUUCCCCAAGUCUGCCAUCUUUACUGGGACCCAGAGUGGCAGACUCCACCAUCCAUCCAUCCAUCCAUCCAUCAGUCUCUAUUAUUCUCUCUCUCUCUCUAUCUCAACCCACCUCUCAAGACUGGGUCAGGGAUUCCGUCCGGUAAGAAAUGCUCUGCGAUGGAGAGAAGUUGCGCAUCCCCUCAACCAACGAACGGCCACAGAACAUGGGCGAGAUGCUCCUCAUCCCCGGAAACAACAACAGCGAGAACAACAACACCGACACCAACAACAACAAGAACGCUUCCACCGCCACCAGCAACAGCAGUACGAGUACCAACAGCAACAUGAUCCACGCUGCCGCUGCUCCUUCUGCAGCUAGGGUAAUGGACAAGCCGGCACAGGACCAUCAGGCCGCCCUCAAAUGCCCCCGCUGCGACUCCUCCAACACCAAGUUCUGUUACUACAACAACUACAGCCUCUCCCAGCCCCGCCAUUUCUGCAAGGCCUGCAAGCGCUACUGGACCCGCGGAGGCACCCUCCGUAAUGUCCCCGUCGGCGGCGGCUGCCGGAAGAACAAGCGUGUCAAAAAACCCACCUCCACCGCCGCCUCCGAUCCUCUCCCAUCUGCUCUCAUGCCUCCGACUAACUCCGUUCCUCCCAUCUCCCUUCCAAAUCCUGCUUCCCAUCUCGACUCUCCUAUGAAUCCCUUGUUCUAUUCUCUCCCUACCGCGUCUUCUUCUUCGGGACUCGCCUUUUCGGGCCUUCGGGCCCCCUCGGUCCCGCAUGGCAUCUCCAUCCCUUGCACCGGCUUCGACCUGCCGCAGCCGCAGCUCAACUCUCUCGGCCUUGGAUUCCCCUCGAGCCAGAGCCAGAGCCAGCGCGAUGACGAAUUCCAUCUAUCCCAGCUGCAGACUUCGGCUUCUGUCAUGAACGAUCAUCCACUCUUCGGAUCCACCGCCGCCUCGCUUCUCCUUUCGAGCCUCAGGCAGCCAAAGAAGCUGGAGGACUACCAGGCCCUGAUGCCCUACGAGGAACUGCACGCCGCCUCCGCGGAGGCGAUUGGGAAUCUAGGGGUGAUCAAGGAAGUCAAGCUGGAAGGAGACAGCAAUGCGAUCGAUCACAAUAGAAUAGAAUGGCCAAUUCCCCUCGAGAAUUCCUUCGAUGCAAUCAUCCCGGCUGCUUCUACUUCUCUGGCCGGUGAUUCCUCCUUUCUUUAUUGGAAUUCCGCUAUCGGCGCUUGGCCUGAUUCUGCCCACUGUGAAUCGUCGGUCGCCCCUCUGAUCUAGUCCGACCCAACGUAAUCAGUAUUCUUCCUCCUGUUUCUUCUUUCUUUCUUUCUAGCUUACUCUUGUAGAAAAGGUAGUAGGUCGUUGGUUGUUGUCUUCUCCACCCACAUAUAUUCUAUGUUUUUUUUCUUAAUUUUUUGGUAUUAGGGGCGUCGUGGCGGUUACGGUGAGAGUGUGGAUCGGAGAGAUCAUGUCGGUUGCAAACGUCUCAAGCCCCGUGUGUUUUUUUAAGCCCUUGUGGCGUCAAGAAGACCGUUUGCUCCGAGAGGAACCUCGGAUCCAUUCGGCGUAGUGUCUUCUCCGUCUCCUACUUUACCGUUGCCUUUCGGAUUGGAAAGAGAGCAAAAGGAUGAACAAUGGAGCAGGAGCAGUAAGUUUGUUUUCAUGUAUGUAUAUAGGUAUGGCAUACAUCCUCUUUUCUAAUGUAUUGGGUAUUAAGUGGUUGGUUUUUGUUGCAACAUACAGACAAGGGAUCUUCAUCUUUUGCAGAGGUGUGAUAUGAUAUUACUGGUGUAGAAGCAAUUAGUUAGUACGUUUUCUUUAUUUCUUUCUUCUUUUUAAGCUUUUGGUUGGGUAGAAGAAGGAUCUGGUAGAAUAAUAUCUAGAGUGGGAUUUCUUUCCAAUAAUGUGGGUGGUUGAUGUAGUGUUCGUGGGGUUCCUCUCAUUGUAAGAGAUGUUAACUUCGUUUUUCGUUUUCUUUUCUCUCAUUGUACUGUUGUUGGAGUACUGGAAGUGUUUUUUCUUUGUUUUACUGAUUUAUAUUAAGAAAUUUGAAUACUUCACACGAA
This is a messenger RNA of Elaeis guineensis (African oil palm), 2697 nucleotides long. RefSeq lists its product as uncharacterized. NCBI's taxonomy places the organism in Eukaryota, Viridiplantae, Streptophyta, Magnoliopsida, Arecales, Arecaceae. The record is from RefSeq and is a predicted model, not a curated record. Gene Ontology annotation, biological process: regulation of DNA-templated transcription. Gene Ontology annotation, molecular function: DNA binding; DNA-binding transcription factor activity.